GCGACUCGACAUGCAGAAAUGGUGGCAAUCGAUCAGGUCCUUGACUGGUGCAAGCAACAGAACAAAGAUUACACAGAAGUGUUUGCAAACUCAGUAUUGUAUGUAACUGUAGAGCCUUGUAUCAUGUGUGCAGCUGCUGUGCGCUUGAUGAAAAUUCCACGGGUUGUGUAUGGCUGUCGAAAUGAGCGGUUUGGAGGCUGUGGCUCAGUUUUGAGCAUCUCAUCUGAUGAUAUGGUAGACACAGGAGAACCAUUUGAA
Antrostomus carolinensis (chuck-will's-widow) is the source of this 258-nucleotide messenger RNA. RefSeq names its product adenosine deaminase tRNA specific 2 (gene ADAT2). Lineage: Eukaryota; Metazoa; Chordata; Aves; Caprimulgiformes; Caprimulgidae. The transcript is spliced from 2 exons. The annotation marks the transcript as partial. Gene Ontology annotation, molecular function: zinc ion binding; tRNA-specific adenosine-34 deaminase activity. Gene Ontology annotation, cellular component: cytoplasm; nucleus. Gene Ontology annotation, biological process: tRNA wobble adenosine to inosine editing. The record is from RefSeq and is a predicted model, not a curated record.